CAAAUGCUAUGCACGUCUAAAGUUUGCACGCUUCCUAUAAAUUCCCCCUUGAGAACUUCAACGAUCACAUAGUUUUGCACAUAACUCAGCUAAACUCUCCAGCACCACUUCUUCUGUCUUCACUAUACUUACAAUGGCAUCUAAGGGUGGACGCGAUGAUGGUAUUAAGGUUUUCAAAAUUUCUUCAACAAGUAGUCUGAAAAUACAAAGAGGUGAUAUCACAAUGUGGUCUGUUAAUGGUACUUCGGAUGCCAUUGUAAAUACAGCUAAUGAAAAGAUGCUUGGAGGUGGGGGUCUUGAUGGAGUGAUACAUGGAGCUGCAGGACCUGAACUACGAGAAGCUUGUUAUACUGUUCCAGAGGUUAGUCUUGGAAUUCGCUGCCCAAAAGGAGAAGCUAGAAUUACUCCAGCAUUUCAGUUGCCCGUUUCGCAUGUUAUUCACACUGUUGGUCCUUUUUAUGAUAAUGAAAAUCACCCAGUAGUUGCUCUAAGAAAUGCAUACAGAAACUGCAUCAAGCUUGCAAAAGAGAGCAGCAUAGAUUAUAUUGCUUUUCCUGCCAUAUCUUGUGGUACUUACCGUUAUCCAUUAGAAGAAGCUGCUACAAUUGCAAUUUCUACUGUAAUGGAAUCAGAUGGUGACUUCAAAGAGGUGCACUUUGUUCUGCUUGAAGAUGACGUUUUCAAUGCUUGGUUGGAGAAGGCGAACGGAUUGCUUUAGGUGCUGCCCACACCCAACAAUGGAUUUUAAACAGAGUGAUGAUAUUUAUGCAAAUGUGUGAUUACUUAUGGGGUGAAAUAUGAAAUUGUGAUGGUUUGAGCUGUGGAAAGGAGAAAAACAUGAUUUGUGUGUUCUUGUAAAUCAAAUAAGAGAAAAACGAAAUUUCAUUUUGUCCAAAAAGACGGAGUAAACA
Messenger RNA from Papaver somniferum (opium poppy), 911 nucleotides. RefSeq names its product macro domain-containing protein VPA0103-like. The transcript has 7 exons. The coding region runs from base 134 to 718 and encodes 194 amino acids. The record is from RefSeq and is a predicted model, not a curated record. NCBI's taxonomy places the organism in Eukaryota, Viridiplantae, Streptophyta, Magnoliopsida, Ranunculales, Papaveraceae.